Molecule: messenger RNA, 379 nt
Organism: Hevea brasiliensis (rubber tree)
Lineage: Eukaryota; Viridiplantae; Streptophyta; Magnoliopsida; Malpighiales; Euphorbiaceae
Product: putative leucine-rich repeat receptor-like serine/threonine-protein kinase At2g19230
Exons: 3
Coding region: 110-379 (89 amino acids)
Biological process (GO): protein phosphorylation
Molecular function (GO): protein kinase activity; ATP binding
Source: RefSeq, a predicted model, not a curated record
AACUUCUUUUGACAGUUCAUCACAGAAACUUGACAAUCCUUGUUGGUUUCUGCAAUGAAGGUGCCAACUCGGGCCUCAUUAUGAGUAUUUGGCCAGGAGAGAUUUAGAAAUGCACCUAUCAGAAAUGAGCACAAAUGUGUUGAGUUGGGAGAGGAGACUUCAAAUAGCAGUUGAUGCAGCAAAAGGAUUGGAGUAUCUCCACAAUGGGUGCAAACCAGCAAUUGUACAUAGGGACGUGAAGACUGCAAACAUCUUGUUGAAUGAUAAAUUCCAAGCCAAACUAGCUGAUUUUGGACUGUCCAGACCUUUCCUAGUUGAAGGUGGCACUCACAUAUCAACAGAUGUUGUUGGUACUCCUGGGUACCUUGAUCCCGAGUGA